AUGGUGCCCGUUCCAACCCUCUCCUUCGCCAUCCCCGGCCGGUCCGCGCUCUACGACUUUCGCCUCGAGCGACUUGCUAAAGACAUUGGCGCAAAGGAAGUCAGGGCUGCAUGGAUAUACUACAUCAAUCCCUUCCACCGACUCCACGAGGAGGAGAUCAGGACGCUCCGGGGGCUCCUGCAAGAAGGGCACACCCCUCCCGCAGACGACCGUUUAUACCACACACUACUCGACGCCAUCAACCGCAACGGCGAUCCGCGAGACCCUGCUGUAUUGCUCUUCUACGUAUGCCCUCGAGCCGGCACGAUUUCGCCAUGGAGCUCCAAUGCAACCAACAUAGCGCAUGUGUGUGGCUUUGGGGAUUCGGUCAAGCGGACAGAGCGAGGCAUGGUUUUUGCGGCGACGUUUGACGAGGAGCUGGACAAUGAGGCUAUACCGCAGGCGGACCUUCUCCACGACCGCAUGACCGAGACGAUAAGCAGGCACCCACCAAACUUAGACGAUAUGUUCGGAGAACAUCUGCCGGCGCCAGCAGCUCGCGUACAUUUGGGAAGCGAUCCGAAAGCUGCGUUUCAGGCUGCGAACAGCAAACUCGGAUUGGCGCUCAGUCCAGAAGACAUUGAGUAUCUGGUGAAAGCUUGUACGGAGACUCUCAAGAGGGAUCUGACAGACGUGGAGCUUUUCAUGUUCAGCCAGGUCAACUCCGAACACUGCCGACACAAGCAGUUUAACGCUGACUGGACCAUUGACGGCAUGCGCAAACCCCACACCCUGUUUCAAAUGAUCAAAAACACACACAAAAAGAAUGGAAAGUACACAGUAAGUGCGUACAGUGACAAUGCGGCGGUGCUGCAAGGCGAGACUGCGAGCUACUGGGCACCCACAACCGCGACCGGCGAAUGGCAUCAAACUAAGGAGACGGUCCAUUACCUGAUCAAGGUAGAGACACACAACCACCCAACCGCUGUAUCGCCCUUCCCAGGAGCAGCGACUGGCGCUGGCGGUGAGAUCCGGGACGAAGGAGCCGUCGGCAGGGGAAGCAAGCCGAAGAGUGGGUUGUCGGGUUACUCCGUCUCAGACCUCCUGAUCCCCGGCUUCGAGCAGCCAUGGGAGAUGAGCGAUGUCGGGAAGCCAGCGCAUAUCGCUUCGAGUCUGGACAUCAUGCUCGAAGCGCCGAUAGGCGGCGCUGCGUUCAACAAUGAAUUCGGCAGGCCAUGCACCGCGGGCUACUUCCGUACGCUGCUCACAAAGGUACCGGUCGAUGAUAGAAAAACUGAACUGAGAGGCUACCACAAGCCGAUCAUGAUUGCUGGCGGAGUCGGCACGGUACGACCGCAGCAUGCCCUGAAGACCGCGGAUCUUGUGAAGCCAGGCGCGCAUCUGCUCGUUAUCGGCGGCCCGGCGAUGCUCAUUGGGUUAGGUGGAGGAGCGGCGUCGAGCGUCCAAUCUGGAGAGGGAUCCGUUGACCUCGAUUUCGCAAGUGUACAGCGGGGCAAUGCUGAGGUCCAGCGACGGGCGCAAGAAGUCAUCAACACAUGCACUGCAAUGGGCAAUGAAAACCCGAUUCUAUUCAUACAUGAUGUUGGAGCGGGUGGCUUGUGCAACGCUUUACCGGAACUGGCACAUGACGCUGGCCUGGGUGCGAAAUUCGAGCUGCGUGAAGUUGACAACGCGGACAGGGGCAUGAGCCCGCUUCAGAUAUGGUGCUGUGAGGCACAAGAGCGAUACGUCAUGGCUGUGGCACCGGAGACCCUGGAAACAUUCAAAUCGAUCUGCAAGCGCGAGAGAUGCGGUUACUCUGUCGUAGGGACAGCGACAGGAGGGGAAACGGAUCAGGAAAAAAAGCUAGUACUCGUUGACAGAGACUCGCAAGACUUUCCGACGCUCAUUGACCUACCUAUGUCCACGCUGUUCGGCAGACCUCCCAUUCCAUCGCGGAUUGUCUCUUCGAGGAAACUGAAGUUACCGGUCUUCGAUAGCAGCCUCUCAUCCUACCUUCCGAAGACGCCGAAAGAUGGGCUACUAAGUGAAGCAGUGGGCAGAGUCCUUGCUCUCCCCUCUGUCGGCUCAAAGUCCUUCCUGAUCACCAUCGGCGACAGAAGCGUAGGCGGUCUCGUGACCCGGGACCAAAUGGUUGGACCAUGGCAAGUACCCGUCGCCGACGUCUCGGUAACAGCAACAUCGCUUCUGGCAGGUGUUCGUACCGGAGAAGCGAUGGCACUGGGCGAGAAGCCUACUCUCGCGCUCAUAUCGCCAGCGGCAUCAGCUCGCAUGGCAGUGGCGGAGUCGCUUAUGAACAUCGCCGCUGCGAGCAUCACUGAUCGCUUGGAGCGGAUACGGCUCUCGGCUAAUUGGAUGGCUGCGAGCAGCCAUGAAGGCGAGGGUGCAAAUCUGUACGAGGCUGUGGAGGCUAUCGGUAUGAAAUUGUGCCCUAAGCUCGGCGUCAGCAUCCCCGUGGGGAAGGACUCUAUGUCCAUGAAGAUGAGGUGGAAAGACGCGGAGAAGAAGGAAGACAAGGAGGUUACCGCACCCCUGUCGCUGGUUAUCACUGCUUUCGCUCCCGUUGAUAGGAUUAAGAGGACGUGGACGCCGGCAUUGCGGCGCUUGGAGGACGUGGGUGAGACCGUUUUACUCUUCGUCGAUAUUGCAGAAGGAAUGAAGGCUAUGGGAGGUUCAGCGCUGGCGCAAGUGUUUGGCCAGGUCGGCGACGAAGCGCCUGAUGUCCGGAACGUGGACUUGCUCAAAGACUUCUACGAUGCUGUCGAGCAGCUGCACGAGUCUGGCAUUGUCUUGGCGUAUCAUGACCGUUCAGAUGGUGGCCUCUUCACGACUCUAGUCGAGAUGAUGUUUGCCGGUCGCUGUGGCUUGGAGAUCAUGCUAGACGAUGUUUGCCGCAGCGAUAGCGUCGAGGACCUCAUGGAAGCGCUCUUCAAUGAGGAGCUAGGUGCCGUGUUCCAAGUGCGCAAGGAGCACGAGAACGAGUUCAAGAACUGUUUCGCAACCUGCGGGCCACCACCAGGGCUGAUCAAGAAGAUCGGCCGCGUGCCUCCAGCGUCGAAGCAGGAGAUCUCCUUUUUCAGAGGCACUGACGUUGUAUAUCGCAACAGCCGACGAAGUCUUCAGCAACGCUGGUCGGCCACCUCACACCAGAUGCAGCGGCUCCGCGAUAAUCCCGCUGCUGCCGACGCAGAACACGAGAAUAUCAUAGAUGACUCCGAUCCAGGCAUGACGUACAAGCUCACCUUCAACCCGAAAGACAACAUUCUCCCCCUGACAUCAACCAUCUCUGCUGCGUUUACCUCCCGCCCAAAAGUCGCGAUCCUGAGGGAAGAAGGCGUGAACGGCCAAGCGGAAAUGGCCUUCGCCUUCGCAUCCGCCGGCUUCUCGGCCAUUGACGUCCACAUGACCGACAUCCUCAGUGGCGCGCGAUCUCUCAGCGAGUUUGUGGGUCUCGCAGCCUGCGGUGGCUUCUCCUACGGCGACGUCCUCGGCGCCGGACAGGGCUGGGCAAAAAGCGUCCUCCUACACCCCAGCACGCGCCGAGAGUUCCAGUCCUUCUUCGAGCGCCCGAACACCUUCACCCUUGGCGUGUGCAACGGUUGCCAAUUCCUCUCGCGGCUGAAAGAGCUGAUCCCCGGCGCUGGAACCUGGCCGACCUUCGAGCGGAACAUCAGCGAACAGUACGAAGCGCGCGUAUGCAUGGUCGAGAUCAUUGAUCCGCCAAAUCACUCGCCGUCCGUCUUCCUGCACGGCAUGCACGGCUCCACUCUCCCAAUCGUGACAGCACACGGCGAGGGCCGCGCCACGUUCCCGUCUGGCCUGGCGGCGUCGUCAACCCCGGACGGACUGUUCGAGCAGGGCCUAGUUUCGCUAAGAUAUGUGGAUAACUAUCUUAAGCCCACAGAGAGAUAUCCGUUUAACCCGAAUGGCAGCCCCAAGGGGAUCACGGGUGUUAGGACACCUGAUGGGAGGGUGUUGGCGCUGAUGCCGCAUCCGGAGCGGACGGUUCUGACGGAUGUGGGGAGUUGGAUUCCGAGGGAGCAGGCGGAGGCGUGGGGUGGAGAGUUUGGGCCUUGGAUUAGGCUGUUUAAGAGCGCGAGGAGGUGGUUCGAUGUCAAAGCCAGCUAUGAGGGCCUUGUUGAGAAAUUCAGCAUCCUAAAUCGGGAUGAUCUGGCCGAUGCUCUCAGUAUUCGCCUAGAGCAGCUGGCCGGUGUUUCCAACAAAUUCACUCCCGAGAUCUUGUCGCUGUUCUUGAAUCUGUCGGACCGUCCAGUCGAGAAGUCUAGCCUGAAGGACCUGGAAGCACUGAAGCCCGAACCAGCUCCUCCGCCGCUGACGUGGGCGGAUAUCUAUGCUGAUGAUCCGCCGAAUGAGGAGGGUAUUUGGGAUGAUAUUGAUUACGCUGCCGAGUCUUCUGAAGAUGAGAAGAGACGAGGAGUUCCUGUCAGGUCUGGCAAGAAAUAUACCACACCACCGUCCAGCGUCGAUGAUACGGAACAUGCACCGGAUCCGCAUCCCUUCAUCAUUGUACCGAAUUCCAAAGAGCUUCAAGGGAUCGAUGAGGCACAGUUCUGGAAGCAUCGCAAGCUCGUGAACGAGUCUGAGACUGUCACCAUUACCGAGCUACAAGCCGUCCGGGAGGUUCUAUUUAUGUUGCGUGGACUGCCAACGUCCCUCUUUCGGCUGGACGGAGAUUCGAGUGCCAUUACCUGCAAUACUAGCUAUGCCUUAGAGCACGCAAUCCCCGCAACCUUCCACCACCUUCUUACUAGUUUUCAAGAUGUCGGCGCCCGGCUAUACCGCUUACGGCAGUGGGCCCGCAUCAAGCAAUCCGUGUCACUAUUGCAGACUCUACAAGCUGCUAUCAUGGCACGCCUAACAGGAAUUGAUUUGGAUGUUACGAAAAUUGAGCAGCGCUUUGUUGCGCCCGAGGGACCCGUGAUUGUCAGCCUUAUCCAGGUUUAUUCUGAGAUAGAAGCGCUUGCGCACCCUCUGAAAGCAUUGGCGGCCACGCUCAGUGCAGUCGACGGGUCCGCUAACCGGCAUGCUUUCAAGUAUCUCGAGGCUUUGUUCGAUGGUGCAAACAUCGCACAAAUGGCUGGAGACUCCGAUGCUUUCAGGUUCAUGGCCGACAUGUUUUUCGAGUGUCUCCAGACGUACUUGAAGCCCGUGAGGAAGUGGAUGGAGCAAGGAGAACUAGAAACCGACGACCAGAUCUUCUUCGUCGGCGUAUCAGACAAGGGCAGCGAGGCCUCUUCCCUGUGGCACGAACGCUUUGUAUUGCGCUAUGGCACAGAUGGCAAUCUGCACGCUCCGAAGUUCCUGCAUCCAGCUGUUCGGAAGGUGUUCAACACGGGGAAGAGUAUCGUUUUCUUGAAGGAACUUGGCCACGGCGGCACAAGAGAUGCUUUCUGCAUCGAUGUUGAGCCCAGCCUUGACUUUCAUACUGUCUGCUCGCAUAAUUCUGCUGCGCUACUUACUCCUUUCACUGAGGUUUUCGAUAUAGCCUUCGAGAGUUGGAUGCGCAGCAAGUACAGCGCAGCAUCGUUGACUCUCCGACAGAGACUGUACGAAGAAUGCGGCUUGUGGCGUUCACUGGACGCGCUGGAACACAUAUACUUUUCCAGAGAUGGUAGAAUCUUCCAAACCUUUGCUGAUCGGCUAUUCGAGAGGUUGGAGGGGCGACGAAGAGUGUGGAAUGACCGUUUCUCAUUGACAGAGCUGGCGAAGACAACAUUCUGUGGCGUUGACUGCCUAUACGAGGACUCGAUAGCAAUAAGAGUCACCAGUACGAAACAUCCACGGCGCUCUAUCAAGACUUUGUCAAGCAUUUUCAUUGAGUACAUGCUUCCCUGGUCUAUCACCAACGUCAUCCGAAGAACGUCCUUCAAGACAUACCAGCGCGUCUUCACGUUUCUCCUCCAAGUCUACCGCUCCAAGUACCUCCUCCGAAAGCUGGAUUUCCGUGUCUCCCACCAGCACGAGCCCGGGAAACACACCCAUCUCAUCUACUCCCUCCGGUACCGCAUGCUCUGGUUCACCGACGUCCUCCACGCCUACCUCACCGCAACAGUCCUUAACGCCUCAACCACCACAAUGCGCAAACGCAUGGCCGAAGCCGAAGACAUCGACGCAAUGGCCACCGUGCACGAGGACUAUAGCAAUCGUCUGCGUUCGCAGUGCCUUCUUUCGAAGAGUCUAGCGCCCAUCCACCAAGCCAUCAUCUCGCUCCUUGAUCUCUGCGUCCUCUUUACGGAUAUCGUGGUCCAGCUCUCGGCUCGUCACAUGCCGGCCGACGCACCCACCAGACGACCAUCCGUCCGGCCACAGCGACGCUUCAGCAAGCGGCAAGCCACCGCACCCCCCGACGACGACACCGUCUCAGAAGACGACGACAGCGAAGACGGCUACAAGGCUGAAGCGGAGGAAGGUGCACCCAUUGCUGGAGGACCUGUUGGGGAGCGGCUGGGGAAGAUGCACGAGCAGUUCGAGAAACUGUGCGCGUUUGUUGCGGUGGGGUUGAGGGGAGUAGGGAGAGUAGGGGCGGAGCCGGCGUGGGAGAUGCUGGCGGAGAGGCUGGAGUGGGGUGGAGGGAGAGCGGGGGGGAUGAGGGUUGGGGAAGGGGGAGGUGGGGACGAAAACCAUGCUGGAAGAUGGGCGGUGUCCUUGAGCGAAGUCUCAUAG
Molecule: messenger RNA, 6684 nt
Organism: Coniosporium apollinis CBS 100218
Lineage: Eukaryota; Fungi; Ascomycota; Dothideomycetes
Exons: 3
Coding region: 1-6684 (2227 amino acids)
Biological process (GO): 'de novo' IMP biosynthetic process
Molecular function (GO): phosphoribosylformylglycinamidine synthase activity; gamma-tubulin binding
Source: RefSeq, a predicted model, not a curated record